CGUAGUGCGCCAGGGCUGCGAGGCGCUGUGAGGGGAGAGGCGCCGUCAGCGCCGCCCGCGGGGGACCCGUUAGAGCGGAAGCGCAGCCGCCGCCUCUGCCGUCGCGGGGUUCUCGGCAGGUGAAGCGGGAACCAUGUCGAAGCGGCUCCGGAGCAGCGACGUGUGCGCCGACUGCAGCGGGCCUGAUCCUUCCUGGGCAUCAGUAAAUAGGGGAACUUUGAUAUGUGACGAGUGUUGCAGUGUCCAUCGGAGCCUGGGGCGCCAUAUCUCCCAAGUGAGGCACCUUAAACACACACCGUGGCCUCCAACCCUGCUUCAGAUGGUUGAGACCUUGUAUAACAACGGUGCUAAUUCUAUAUGGGAGCAUUCUUUGCUGGACCCUGCUUCUAUUAUGAGUGGGAGACGGAAAGCUAAUCCACAGGAUAAAGUCCACCCCAAUAAAGCAGAGUUCAUCAGAGCCAAGUAUCAGAUGCUAGCGUUCGUCCACCGACUGCCCUGCCGAGAGGACGACAGCGUGACUGCCAAAGACCUCAGCAAGCAACUCCAUUCAAGUGUGCGCACAGGGAAUCUUGAGACCUGUCUGAGACUGUUGUCCUUAGGAGCCCAAGCCAACUUCUUUCAUCCUGAAAAAGGAAGCACUCCACUCCACGUUGCCUCCAAAGCGGGACAGAUUUUACAGGCUGAACUGCUGGCGGUGUACGGAGCUGACCCAGGCACACAAGACUCCAGCGGGAAGACGCCAGUCGAUUAUGCAAGGCAAGGAGGGCACCAUGAGCUGGCAGAACGCCUCGUAGAAAUACAGUACGAGCUGACGGACAGACUGGCCUUCUACCUCUGCGGCCGGAAGCCAGAUCAUAAAAACGGACAGCACUUUAUAAUCCCACAGAUGGCAGACAGCAGCCUGGAUUUGUCUGAGUUGGCAAAAGCUGCAAAGAAGAAACUUCAGUCUCUAAGUAACCACUUGUUUGAAGAACUUGCCAUGGAUGUGUACGAUGAAGUUGACAGGCGAGAGACUGAUGCAGUCUGGCUCACCACGCAAAACCACAGCACCUUGGUAACCGAGACGACUGUCGUUCCCUUUCUUCCUGUCAACCCUGAGUACUCCUCCACGCGGAACCAGGGCAGACAGAAGUUAGCUCGGUUUAAUGCCCAUGAGUUUGCUACGCUGGUCAUCGACAUCCUCAGUGAUGCCAAGAGGAGACAGCAAGGCAGCCCUCUCUCCAGGUCAAAAGACAAUGUGGAACUCAUAUUGCGAACAGUCAGUAACCAGCACAGCACUGAGAGCCAAGACAACGACCAGCCCGACUAUGACAGCGUGGCCUCAGAUGAAGACACAGAUGUGGAGACCCGAUCGAGCAAGGCAAACCGGCAGAAGAGCCUAGAUUCAGAUUUGUCAGAUGGACCAGUCACUGUGCAGGAAUUUAUGGAGGUCAAAAGCGCCCUAGUGGCUUCUGAGGCCAAGAGACAGCAGCUAAUGAAGGUGAAUAACAACUUGAGUGACGAGCUGAGAAUUAUGCAGAAAAAGCUUCAAACUCUACAGAGUGAGAACUCAAGCCUCAGGAGACAGGCCACAACCAGUACCUGUCAGGUACAGACUGGCUCUGACUACAAAGACGCUGUGAGCCACUCGUCCCUCAAGCGCAGGCCGUCUGCCCGGGGCAGUAGACCCAUGUCGAUGUAUGAGACUGGGUCGGGCCAGAAGCCAUACCUCCCCAUGGGAGAAGCCAGCCACCCCGAAGAGAGCCGGUCGAGGCUGCAGCCCUUCCCCACUCACAUUGGGAGGAGUGCACUUGUGACCUCCUCUUCGUCUCUGCCUUCCUUCCCCUCCACACUGUCCUGGUCCAGGGACGAAAGCGCCCGAAGGGCCUCCAGGCUGGAGAAGCAGAACAGUACCCCAGAGAGUGAUUACGACAACACGGCCUAUGAGGCCGAGCCAGAUGACACAGUGUCAAACCGGAAGGGACGGCAACGGAGUAUGCUCUGGCAAGGUGAUGGCUCAUUGCCAGACACAGCAGAGCCCCACUUGGUCCCCAGCCCCGCCCUCCCCAGCACGGAAGACGUUAUCCGGAAGACUGAACAGAUCACCAAAAACAUCCAGGAGCUCCUAAGAGCAGCCCAGGAGAACAAGCACGACAGCUAUAUUCCCUGCUCAGAGAGGAUACACGUCGCUGUAACGGAGAUGGCAGCCCUGUUCCCCAAAAAGCCGAAGUCCGACACGGUGAGGACGUCCCUCCGCCUACUCACAUCCAGUGCCUACCGGCUCCAGUCGGAGUGCAGAAAGGCUCUCCCAGGAGACUCGAGCUUGCCCACGGAUGUGCAGCUGGUCACACAGCAGGUCAUCCAGUGUGCCUAUGACAUCGCCAAGGCCGCCAAACAGCUGGUCACAAUCACCACCAAAGAGAACACCAGCUGAGCUCGGGCGCUGUCCGCCUGUUGUCUGCAAAGUCCACUGCAGGCUAGACAUGAACUCCUCAGAUUUUUACAAAACGUUUAAUGAUGAUUUCAAACUUUUUAAAAGAAAACUCAGUAUUAUUUUUGCAUGUUUUCUAACAGAUUUUUGACUGUAAUUUAACCCCUGCCUUAUUUGUGCCUGUUUGCAGCUUAGUUCUAUUAUGUCGGAUCGUCACCAAGUGCUUAAGGUCAUGACCCAUGUGUUUAAAAGUAAUUGUUCAGAGUUUGUUACAACUUUCCCAUCCUUUAAAAUCUCUACCCAUGCCUAAGACUAUAACUGAUAUUUUUAGUAAAACAUUUUCUUAAGAGAUAAGACAGUUGGAUUUAAGAAAAAAACUCGGCAGCGUCUGCCCCCUCCAGACACCGUGCCAUCCGUGAGCAUCCUUCCAUCCUGUGGGGCCUCGGAGUCUGCAUCUCUCCAGACGUGCGUGCAGAGCAGGCCCCACUCCCAGACAGAGUGCAUCUCCUGGGAGCUGCAAGGAGCCGGUCCACUUCUAACUUUUGUAUCAUGUUACGUGUUGUCUUAUUUAAUAUUUCUAUCUUGAUUUCCUAUCUAUAAAGAUUUUACCAUCAUGCUGAAGUCUCCAUAAUGUCCAGAAAAGUAGCCAUGAAUCCUCCCUCACUCAGGUUCCCGUGGUCCUCAUUGAGAGCAGGAGCACCGCCAUGGUCUGUUGGGGACCUGCUUCCCCCCAGGCCACACAGUUCCCCCAGAACCUAAGGCAGAGAAUGGUGAGUUAGUCUCACAGGCCCUGCUGACAGAUGCCUUCCCAGGUAAGAUGCAGGGUCUCAGUUUCCCCACCCCUCACGGGGACUUCACGAUUAGAAAUCCUGUGGGUGGCACUGCGAGAGGGUUCCCGGUAUGCCCUACCCAGCGGCAGCCCUCCCAAAACUCCACAAGGUUGACACCCAUGCCACGGCGGCUCUGACGUUUGCCAUGCUGAAGGCACUUUGUCGUUCUGAAUGUUAGAGCCAGCUUACUGCGUCUCCUCUGUCUGGGUGGAGCUCAGGCCCUGGCCUGAGGAGCAGGCAGGAGCUAUGAUGCCAGCCAGGUGCCCGGCCUGCCCGUGCCCCACCUGUGCGGUCAGCAGCUUCUCCCACUCACAUCCCUCAUUCCAUUGUAGAAAAGUAGACUAUGGCUGCCAGCGCCUCGGCUUUUCACCGUACCAGGGAUUUGAGUUAUUUCAUGACAUUUUUCUAACUAGAAAUGUGGACAGGUGAUCCAGACAUGCCCACUGAACAGGCGGAAGUGAGCCGUGGCCUCCAGGCUGUGUUGUAACUUGCAGGUGAGUGAACCUGUGAGCCAGCCCUCUGGAAGGCAGCUGUCAGUCAGUCUCCCAGAGAACAACCAAAGUGAGGCUACCCCACUGAGCUGAGCCUGACUCAUAAAUCCCCAUUGCAGCAUGGCCAAAUUGUCCUGGAGAUAGCAUCACCUCAAAGCCAGACUCCCAGCUCAGACUGCCCGAACUGGGAAAGGGGCUGCUGGUCUGCACAUCCCCAGGGGGAGCAGGCCCCUGUUAGAGGUGGAGCACUGUCUUCCCGUUAAAACGCAAAGACCUGGCACAUAGAUCACUGUCCGUGGGAAAGCAAGGGACUUGGGGCCAGCACAGUGCUUCCAGAUGCUCUCAAGAACCCCAGAGUCCAGAGUCAGGCCCGUGCCUCCUCAGGGUGAGGGUCCUGAGUGGAGGCCUGAGGGAGCCUCCAGCAGGAGGGGCCCCACACGGUCACUCCCACAGUAGGCGAAUGCGUUUCGUCUCAGUGCUUAUUGUGGCCAGUUUUUGCAUGUGGGUCCCAUUGCCUCGCAGGAGUGAGUGAGCUCUGCAUCCAGCCCCACUGCUCUGACCCCUCUGCCUUCCCGCCUGUGUACCCCACUUUGUAAGAUGGAGAGGGUGAGGAUACGGUUGAUGGAGCGGGCCCUGCCCCGAGCGGCAUUCCCAGAAGGCACCGUGGCCUCAGCACCAUGGCUCUUACUCGCCAAAGACUAGGACCAGUGUUGCAUGCAUUCGGGACAGCUGCACAGAGCGGGGCUCCACCCUGACUACACUGCAGCUGCACAGAGCGGGGCUCCACCCUGACUACAGUGGCCUCCGUCGCAGAUUCUCCCCCUCCAUGGCUUCCGUGAGCUCACAGUCUAGUUCCUUCCUUCCUUGUCCUAGUUGGCUAUAACCUAUGCUCUUACAACGCAGCCUGCUGCAUAAAGAAGACACGCUGCAUACCCGGUGAUAACCCCUUGCUCUGGUGGCUUCUCAGUCUACAUCCUGAAGUUACUGUCCCGCCCUGUAAAAUCCUUCUGGAAUCUGUGCCCACCAGUUAUGCAAUAAAUGGUCUCUUUAA
This is a messenger RNA of Apodemus sylvaticus (European woodmouse), 4782 nucleotides long. RefSeq names its product GIT ArfGAP 2 (gene Git2). The transcript has 20 exons. Bases 134 to 2413 code for a protein of 759 amino acids. The record is from RefSeq and is a predicted model, not a curated record. Gene Ontology annotation, biological process: regulation of ARF protein signal transduction; brain development. NCBI's taxonomy places the organism in Eukaryota, Metazoa, Chordata, Mammalia, Rodentia, Muridae. Gene Ontology annotation, molecular function: GTPase activator activity; protein binding.